Drosophila suzukii is the source of this 6618-nucleotide messenger RNA. It is a transcript of the gene t-Grip91, whose product is annotated as testis-specific gamma-tubulin ring protein 91. Lineage: Eukaryota; Metazoa; Arthropoda; Insecta; Diptera; Drosophilidae. Gene Ontology annotation, molecular function: gamma-tubulin binding. The record is from RefSeq and is a predicted model, not a curated record.
AUUGAACAAAUUUUGGAAUGUUAUCAUAAAUUUUGUAAAAAAUAAAAUAUGCAAAGUCUUUGUAUUGCUUUAAAGUUUAAGUGAUAUCAUAUAUUAAAAAAUGGACAAAGCACACUCUUCGAAAAUUCCAAUAAAAGCGAAGAGAACUGAAUUGCUUGAUAAACUUUCCUCCGAUGACAAUGAUCUUGAGGGCUAUGAUCUGUAUAUGGGCAUCUGGGAAUUAAGCGUUAGCCUUGGUAACUUCAACCACAAUGUGGACGAAUCUGUGAAAUUUAUAACUGAAAAUAAUUCGACUACGAACGACUCAUUUGAGCUGAUCCUGCUCAAUGAUUUUCGGAUGAAAUUCGAAGAAUUGCAAGAUGGUGCGGAUUCUGAGGAGAAGACUCUUCACGAGGCUCGCAGCGAUCUCUUUAUGCGUCUUUAUAAGGAACUGGUUGACAUAGAACAGGAACCAUUAAGACGCGAGUACUUGAAUCUCUGCUAUGAACUCUUUGACUCCGUCCACCCAAAACUAGGAGACCGAAAAAAGUCAUAUGCCUAUCGAUUGGAACUCAUAGAUCGUUUGCAUGCUCAGGUUCAAAACAUAUUGCGUCGUCUUAAUGGAACUUCAGAUGUCGACAGAAUAUCCUCUGAUUCCCUUAUUAAUAUCUGUCUGGGAUCGAAGACAUCCCAAAAUGAAGCCUUAGAUGUAUUAAAUAGAGAAAUCUCUAAUCUAGUAAAAGAAGUCAAGUCUGAGAAAAUCAUAGAAAAAAGAAAAUUAGAGUCAAGCCGAAUAGAAGGUUAUCAAUUGAUUGAGGAUUGCAUGGUUAUGACUACGUGCUUUUCAAAAAGCUUCAGGAUUGAAAGCGAAGUCCCUCAGAUUACUAAUCGAACAAUAAUUCCCGGACCGGAAGAUUUAGUCGCCAAAGAAAGAACUUCUAGUAAAUGUCUGAAAAAUUAUACCUUGAUAGGUUCUGAGGAAAUUCCUAUGCUUGAUUUAAGUAAUCUAAGUGAACCACAUUACAAUGCUUCCGAUAAAUCUAUAUUAAUAAAGGAUCAAUCAAAUUUUGAUAUUGAAAAUUCUAUCAAUUCUCCUAUAGACAAUUUUAAUAAAAUUUCCAUUAGUGAUUUGGGAAGCCUUUCUCAGAAUAACUAUUCAAAAGAUUCCCCUGAUAUUGGUAAUGAUAUAGAAGUUGCAAGAAAUGUUAAAAGUCGUGUUGCUGUUACCAAAAUGGCGGAGUCAACAGAACCGCUUCAUGAAAAAGGAUUAGAUGAUUUCAAUAGUCAAAGAAGAAGAAAUGAUCCACUGUCUUUCAUUUUGAAAGAUUCAAUUUCGGAAAAACCAAAGGAAUAUAAGCAUCUCUUUGACAAAGCAGUUAUCUCGGAUAGUAAGGAAGUUAAAGAUGCUGUAUCUCUGAAUGUUCCUAAGAACGAUUCUGUUUCUACGAUUUGUCUGGAUGAAGAUGUAAGCUCAGAUAGCAUGAAGACUAAAAAGAUUUGUAUGUUGAUCAUUAAAGAAGCUGUUUCUCCAAGUCCUUUGGAAAUCAAAACAUGUAUUCCUAAGAAGGAUGAUUUUAAUAAGGAAGUUAUUUUGGAUGGUAAGAAAGUGAAGGAUGUACAAGAUCUGAAUGUUUCUGGAAACGAUACUUUAUCUACGAACUGUUUGGAUAAAAAUGUCACCUCAGAUGAAAUGGAGAGUAAAGAUAUUUGUACGUCGAUCAUUGAGGAAGCUGACCCACCAAAUGAUUUUAAGAACGAAACUUUUAGUGUCUGUAGUGAUGAUUAUAUUGAAAUGCUUGACGACAAGUCUGCAGCAAGAAUUAUCUCAAGCCGCGACAAGCCCGAUACCUCUAAAUGGAGUCCAUUAAGUUCUCAUAUUCCUUUAAAAAGGACUAUCAAAAGGUCUCUGCCGCUUUCUUAUGAUACUUCUGAUUUUCAUUUGGAGGAAGGUACUACUAAAGGUGAUCAUAAAGUUCAUGGUAGCCUAGAUAAGAUGAAACAUUUUUAUGAAGAUUAUAAGAAUAAACUUGAUUCUAUUACUGAAAUAGAAGAUAAAAUUGACUCGAAAAUCGAUUUAUGUGAAGAUAUCUAUGAAAAUGUCAAGUCGCCCAAUAAUGACUUAAGAUCGGACCAAGUGGGUUUUUCGGACGGAAUUUUAAGUCAACUGAAGCAAACUGUAAGUGAUAUAAAGCUAAACGUUUUAAAGGAAGUUGAUAGGUCUCUGGAAUUAACGUUGCAAAAUGGAAUAUCUGGCGUUCUAUCGAGGAAACCGUCUUUGGAAAAAGCAGGAAAUGCGUCAAAAAAGUUUGGGAGAAAUUCUAAAUUUACUGACGGGCUUCGUUUAAAAUUUCAUAGAAAAAUAUCCCCAAAACUAAUUAAGGAACACCAAAAGAAAGAGGAAGAUGGGAAAUUGCUUUCACCUAUAAUGAGUCCAACAAAAAAGUUAAAUAGUUGUCUCGAGAUUUCUGAAAAUUACCAUACUGCUGAAUGUCCUACCAAUACGAAAAGAAAACGUGAUGACGUGAUAAUAGGCGAUUGCCCAAAAACAGUUGAAUGCAAUUGUUAUGAAACUGAAGAUACAAAUGCUACUUUGUGUAGCAGUGAUAUCCGAGAGGAAUGUUAUUCGUUAGUGGAUGAUUGGUUUUUGGAACCAGCGGAAAAAUCACAUACAUUUUUCGCUGAAGAGGACGAUCAAGAAAUGCUACCACCAAAAUCAAGUCAAGUUACUAAAAUAGAUGAGCCUUUGAGCGCGUUUUUAGAUGAAAAUUGUUCCACUGAAGUCUGUAAUAAUAAUAAUUCGGAAGUUUUAAAGCCUCCCUCAGAUAAUUUGAGCAUUGACUUCUCUGACGAACGCUAUUUAGUAAAAAAUGAUAUUGGUAGUAAUUUAACAUCAGAAAAAUCAGUGGAAAAAUUCUAUGAAUUUUCCACUGAUGAGGAUGGUCAAGAAAUGCCUUUACUAAAAUCCAGUUAUAUUAUUAAAAUAGAUAAGUCUUUGACCGAGUUUUCACAUAAAACUUGUUGCACUGAAACCUGUAUUAACAAUCCGCAAGAUUCAAAAUCUUCUUCGAAUUUUUUAGGAUAUGAUACAUCUGACGAAUGCUGUUUGGAAGAAAAUUAUAUUGAAGGUAAUUUAUCAUCAACCAAAUCAACUGAGAAAUCAAACGAAUUGUCCGCUGAUGAGGAGGGUCAAAAAAAGCUUUCAAUCCAACCAAAUCAAUCUACUAAAAUAGAUAAGUCUUUGUCCGAUUUUUUAUUUACAAAUUGUGACACUGUAGCCUGUACUAGUAAUCAAGAUAAUUUAGUAUAUCCUUUACAUAAUUUACACAUUGAUAUCUCUGACGAAUGCUAUUUGGAAAGAAAUGACUUGAGCUCUAUCUUACCACCGGAAGAAAGAAAUGCUUUUAUCGCUGAAGAGGACCAUAAGUAUACGCUUUCUCCAAUAUUGACAAAUACUUCACAAACCGACAUUAAACAGCCCAACGAAGUGGAUACGUCUUUGACCGAACUUUCAAGAAAAAGUUACCCAUGUGAAGAGAGCGAUAAUAAUAAAAGAAACAGUAAAAACCUAAAUUUAGAUUUAAAGGAUAUAAAAUCGUCAUCGAAUACUAUAUGCAUUGACAUCUCUGAGGAAUACUUGGAUCAAAAUUUUAAGCAAGAAAGUGGAUUUUUCGAUGAACAUGAAAAUCAGGAAAUGCUUUCACCAAUAUUAAGUAAAAUUAAAAAAACCGUGAGUGACGUCAAGCUCAACGUUUUAAAGGAAGUGGAUAAAUCCCUAUCAGAAUUGACUUUAAAAAGUGUCUCUAGUCUUUUACAAAGAAAUCAAACCGAAGAAAAUUAUAAAAACGAGUCGAAAAGUCUGGAAAUUAAUAAAGCCUGUAGAAAUUUAACCGAGGAAAGUAAUAUCUCCUUUGACAUAUCUGAGGAAAGUGACGUUGGGCAAAGCCUUAGAAGGGACGUACAUACAUCUUUAUCGGAAUCGACCUUAAGAAGUACUUCUGAAGUUUUACCUAGAAAUCGCUCCUAUGAAGAUUUUCAGAACAUGUCGCCAAAUUCGGUAUUUAGUUUUAACUCUGGAGAGGGUAAUUCCAUCAUUGAUUUAUGUAAGAAAUGCGAUAUUAAGGUAAACUACUCAAAGACGUUGGAUAAAUACAUUGCUGAUGGCUUAAGUAUACAAAAAAGAAGAUUCAGUGAAAUGGCUAGCAACAAUGGUUCAGGUGAUUUGAAUGUAUGUUCUAAAACAAUUGAGUUUCAAAAUUGGAACAAAAUGUUAUCUAAAUGGCAGCAUCAACGGCAUAUUAUUGCUGCACCUCGUGUCAUAAUCAAAAUCUUUAAAUCGAACUCGGCAUAUAAGUGUUCCUCUGAUGAUCCAAAUGCUCCGGAUUUCUAUGAGCAAUUGGAUCAAUUUUUUGAGAUUACGGGUGAGAAGUGUUGCCCUGCCCUUGACAUAGAUGUAGCUUCGAUUGAAUCCCGGAUAAUAGAGAUACUUAAAAAAACCAGGAAGGUAGUUCCCAGAAAAAUAAGCUACUCCGAUUGGGUGGCUUUGCUGGGCAAAUUCAAUUUAAGGCAGUUUCUGUCACGUGAGGAGAGAGACACUUACGAAUCCUUGCGAUGGCAACUUAGGGAUACGGGUGAUGAGGAUAUAUCCGCAAAGUCUCGAUUCACCGAUGCUCUCCACGGAAUGAUGGGUUACGGAUCGCCGCAUUUGAAGGUAUCAUCUGUAACUGGCAGGCUGCAACUGCGUUCGCCCCAUCAUCAGGAUAGCCUCAGUGAGUCCUAUUUGCUGCUCGUAAUUGGCCACCUGGGGUACUUCUAUCGAGAGUUGGGGAACCACCUGGAUAUACUUGGCCAACGGGGGGAAACUGCUGCUGCUCUCCGAAAAUGUCUGCAAAGUUACCUCUUAGAUUUUAAACUGUUCUAUAAGAGACAAAAAAAGGAUCCCUGCAGUUUACUUAGUUUGUACCGAAACACUCGAGAGCAUCAGGUGGAAUUUCAGUGGCUUCUGGCUGUUAUGCAAAACAUUCAGAAUGAAAAGUCCAUUAUAGUUUCACUGUAUGAGCAAUCGCGCCGAAGAUGCGGAUAUCAAAGAAGUUUAUUGCUAAUGUGGCUAAAAGUGGCAAGCCAACCAAUGAUAUUCAGGCUUCAACAAUGGCUUCUUAGCGGUCACCUUAAUUCUUUUGAUUGCGAUGAGUUUCCCAUCGAACGCUGUAUAACAUCGGAUCAUAGUGAGUUUUGGCAGAAACGCUAUCGAAUUACAGAUAAUUUUUCUGGGCUAUUUGGACCUCAGCUUAGUGAAACUCUGAUUGGCGUGGGCAAAACCAUGGCAUACUCACAAAAUUAUUUGGGUAUGGAGGUGGAAUCUUGUCUGAAAAGCAAAGAAGUACGUGAAAUGUUGCUAGACAAAUUCAAUCACUUCUAUAAAUAUGCCGAUCAGGAACCACUCUGCAAUUUUCUUAGCAAUCUGCACUCGGAAAUUUCCGGCAAGGUCCUAAGAUGUCUUCGGGAAAUAAAGUACAAUCCAAAGUAUCUCUUUUCUCAGCUCUACAAGUACAUAAUGUUAGCGGAUGUGGAGUUCAUCAGAGAUUUUAUAAAUCAUUUCGAGGAGUUUCUCGAAAAACCGGAGAGUUCCUUCAAUAUCCAGCUUUUCAACGAAAUAAAAGAUAAUAUGUUACGCAAGCCCAUCUCGGAUAUCUAUAUAGAUAAGGGCUUCACCGAAGGAUCAAGGUGUUGGUCAUGUCUUGUCCUGCGCUGGAAGUUUCCGAAAUACUGGACUGCUCUACUCGGCGAGGAUGCUGAGGCAUAUGAACCUAUCUCUAUGGCCAUCUGGAGAUUCCAUUAUGUAGACUACGUGCUCUUGGAAAGAAUACUUCAUCAACAGGAGCAAAUUCUCAAUCGCUUCGACUUCGAAUAUUUCGAGGGCCUGGAAGAAACACACAAAUGUUUUGCCAAGCUGAUCAAGAAUUGUCUGGAACUAAUGAAUGUUCUAAGGCAUUAUUUCUUCAAGGAUUUAUUAGAGCCGGCCUUCGAAAGGCUUUUAUUAGCCUGCAACCAGGCUAACACUCUCGAAGAUAUACUAGAUGCAAAUAGAAUAUAUCUAAAGUCCAUAAAACGGGGCUGCCUGCAAACGAAAAGACUUCGAAAAUCGAAUCAGUAUCUAGAGCGACUUUAUAAUUUUAUACUCAAGCUAGAUGAUAAUCUGCAAAAGUUCUUGAAAUCAUGUAAAUCUUUGAAAGAGUAUGUGCUAAAUAUUCAAUUGCAUAAAGCACAUAGUUUGGUUUCCACUUCAUUUAGGGAUCGCAUGCUGACCUUUCGUUUGACCUGUCAAAACUGCUCGUAUGUCAUAAACGAGUUAAGAGAUCAAUUUAUUUCGGGAUUGAUCCGCUUUUUACUGAGUCUGCAUUUAGCAAAUGAAGAUUCAUUAAGGCUGCUUGCUUUAAGUUUGGAUCCCAAAGGCUAUUAUAAGAGAAAAGACAAUAGAUUGAGCCAGGUGCAAUUAUUCGAGUUCAAAAGAAAGGCGAGAAAAAGCAGCUGAGAUAAAAGUACUUGACAAUCCUCUAAGCCAUGAGUAUACAUUUCUUUAUAUUUUUUUGUAACAGUAGAGAUUACUGGCUUUUGUAAAAUGUAUAAAAUCCUUUCCAUAUG